AGUGACAAUCGGCGGCAGCGGCGGCGGGGAUCUGUCUCUUCGUUGUGUGGGGGGGUGGAUUUGUUUGUGAUGCCACGCUCGGAACGGACACCGACGGCUCUCUCCGGAGGCUGCGGGAGCACGCUCUGAGCACCCGAAGGACGCGGACGCUCCCUGUGAAAUGCUUGCCGCUGUCCGGCUUGCGGAUCCACAGCCUGCAGCCCGCCGGACACCUCGGCAGUGAGCGAUCUGAGCGGCGAUGAUGGACAGCUGUUGGUCAUUGACUGUGCGGCGUUAGCGGGCUGACGAUGAGCUGCUGGCGCGGCGACACACGCUGUGCCGUUGACCACGACUGCCAGAGGAGGACGAGGAGGAGCGGCUGAGCUCUCUCCUCUUUGCUCCCCGUGUUGUGAGAUGAUCGUGAUGUUGUUGWUGAUGAUGAUGAUGAUGAUGACGAUGAUGAUGCCUCAUUUUGGCCAAACGUAUGGCUACCGUCAAGGCUAAAACGUUUUUUUUUUUGCAAAGCACAGGUGCAUGGAGAUCGUAGGUGCCAACAUGGGACCUCGCUUUCUUUCUUUCUUUCUUUCUUUUUUUGGUUUUGUUUCGAUGCUCAUCGCAGGAGGCGACCACAGGAGUACAGGAAGCAGAUCGGCCGUAAUGGAUUCACGGUGUAACUGAUGGCGCUGCGCUAUGAUCUCCGGGGAUCUUCCGAGUUGCGUAAUGCAUUUAUUCCAUCUACAAGGCGCGCUGCCGCGCAACCUCUCCACGGAUGAGCGCUAAUUGGGGCCCCGAUGAUGUAGAGCCAAAUCCACCUGGAUCAAGCGCUGCUUCCCCCCUGUGACUUGUCAUGUUCAAUUGAUUUCCCUUUUUUUUCCCCYUUUUUUUUUUUUACCCCAAAGGAUUUUUUUGGGCCACUUUUUUCAAAAUUAAUGUUUUUUUUUUCAGCAUUAAAUAUAUUUAGAUCGUUCUCAAAGAUGAACAGCUCACUUUGUAUGAGACAUUUAAACCGAGUCAACCUUGUGACUGAAUAGUCCCCUGACUUUGUUUUUUUUUUUUUUUUCUUAUCCCCCCUCCUCCUCACGCGGUCAGUGGAGCGAAACUUUUCCUGUGUGACUGUUUAUCCGUUGCGUCCUGCACAAUGUCCAGAUCAAACAGCGUCAGCCCGCCCGGACUCGGUGCGCCCGGGCUGAGGGGAGGGACCGAGCACAGGUCAGCCUGGGGAGAGGCUGACUCAGUGGCCAACGGGUGCCCAUACUCAGCCAGAUCUCCGCGCAAGAAGCUCACCCGCACCAACAGCCGCUGGAGGCAGCAGCAGCAGCAGCAGGGGGAGGAGGAGGCGGAGGAUGUCGAUCCGGAGCGCCGGCCUCCUCCAGGGCGAGCCUCCACGACCGUCAGCAGCAGGGUCAGCUUCAGGUCCCGCUCGGCUUGGCAGGACCAUGGCGAGGAGCCGGAGAGCCGCGGCMACAGUAACCCCGCGUCCGCGAAGCGCGCCGACCUAGCCGAGGUGAGACCCAAGUCCGUGGAGCUGGGUCUGGAGGAGCGMCGAGCCAAAUCGCGGAGCGACAACAACAAGGGGGAGCGGGAGGAAGACGGGGUCAUGCCGGAGGUGAACGUCUCCCUGGUGGCGUGCUGCGUCAGCGUCAUGCACGUCUUCAAGUCCAAGAAGUUCCAGUCGGAGAAGCUGGAGCGGCUCUACCAGCGCUACUUCUUCCGCCUCAACCAGAGCAGCCUGACCAUGCUGAUGGGGGUGCUGGUGCUGGUCUUCACCGUCAUGCUGGCCUUCCACUGCUCCGGAGCUCCGACGGUCACCUACGCGGUGGUGUUCUCCCUGGCCAUCUUCCUCACGCUGGUGCUCAUGGUGGUGUGCAACCGGAACGCGUUCCACCAGGACCACAUGUGGAUGGUGUGCUACGCCGUGAUCCUGCUGGUGAUUGUGAUCCAGGUGAUCGGCGUGCUGCUGGUGCGGCCCCGCAGCGCCUCGGAGGGCAUUUGGUGGACCGUGUUCUUCAUCCAUGUCAUCUACACGCUGCUGCCCGUCAGGAUGCGCGCCGCGGUCAUCACUGGAGUUAUUCUCUCCGCCAUCCACGUGGCCCUUUCUUGGGUGUUAAACGGAGUGGACAGCUUUCUGUGGAAGCAGAUAGUCUCCAACAUCCUGGUCUUCUCCUGCUCCAACAUUGUAGGAGUGUGUACGCACUACCCGGCCGAGGGCUCCCAGAGGCAGGCCUUCCAGGAGACCAGGGAGUGCAUCCAGGCUCGCCUCCACUCCCAGAGGGAAAACCAGCAGCAGGAGCGUCUCUUACUCUCAGUACUUCCUCGUCAUGUUGCCAUGGAGAUGAAAGCUGACAUAAAUGCCAAGCAGGAGGACAUGAUGUUUCACAAGAUCUACAUCCAAAAGCACGACAACGUCAGCAUCCUGUUUGCUGACAUCGAGGGCUUCACCAGUCUGGCGUCGCAGUGCACGGCACAGGAGCUGGUGAUGACGCUCAAUGAGCUUUUCGCCCGCUUUGACAAGUUGGCAGCCGAGAACCACUGUCUGCGGAUCAAGAUCCUGGGCGACUGCUACUACUGCGUGUCCGGGCUGCCGGAGGCCAGAGCCGACCACGCCCACUGCUGUGUGGAGAUGGGGCUGGACAUGAUCGAGGCCAUCUCGCUGGUGCGGGAGGUGACUGGGGUGAACGUGAACAUGCGAGUCGGCAUCCACAGCGGCAGGGUGCACUGCGGGGUGCUGGGGCUCAGGAAGUGGCAGUUUGACGUCUGGUCCAACGACGUCACGCUGGCAAAUCAGAUGGAGGCGGGAGGCAAGGCCGGGCGCAUCCACAUCACAAAGGCCACCCUGAACUACCUGAACGGGGACUACGACGUGGAGCCGGGAGCCGGAGGAGAGAGAAACGCCUACUUGAAGAGGAGCAACAUAGAAACCUACCUCAUUGUGGGCUGCAGUCAGAAAAGGAAAGAAGAAAAGGCGAUGAUUGCCAAAAUGAGUCGACAGAGGACCAACUCCGUCACCCACAACAGCGGCCACUGGGCUGACCGUGCCUUCCACAACCACAUCUCCAAGGAGAUGAAGAGGAUGGGCUUUGAGGAUCCCAAAGACAAGCAUUUUAUUUUCAGGAACACGCAGGAAAACCUGAACCCGGAGGACGAGGUGGACGAGUUCCUGGGCAGGGCCAUCGACGCGCGCAGCAUCGACCGCCUGCGCUCCGAACACGUCAAAAAGUUCCUGCUCACCUUCAGAGAACCUGACCUGGAAAAAAAGUACUCCAGGCAGGUGGACACCAGGUUCGGUGCGUACGUGGCCUGCGCCACCCUCGUCUUUUUCUUCAUCUGCUUCAUCCAGAUCGUCAUUGUGCCGAUCUCCAAUCUGAUGAUUGGCUUCUUCAUCACGUGCUUCAUCAUCCUGGCGGGCGUCAUGUUCAUCUCAGCUGUGUACUGCUGCUUUGGAAUCUUCCCCGCUCCUCUGCAGACUCUUUCCAAAAGCAUCGUCCAGUCCCGACUCAACAGCACCUUAGUGGGCGUCUUCACCAUCAUCAUCGUCUUCCUGUCUGCUUUCAUCAACAUUUUCACCUGCAGCAGUCACGACCUGCGGAGCUGCAUCAAGUCGGAGCUCAACAUCAGCCGGAACCUGGUGGACGCCUGCCACGCUGUCCUCCUCAACUACAACCUGGACGCACAGCACGGCGCCUGCGGAGGCGACGCCCUCAUCUGCAGCUUCCCUGAGUACUUCACCUGCUGUGUGCUGCUCAGCCUGCUGGCCUGCUCCGUCUUCCUGCAGGUCAGCAGCAUCGGGAAACUCUUCCUCAUGCUCUUCAUCGAGCUGCUCUACCUGCUCAUCAUGGAGGUGCCUAAAGUGAGCCUCUUUGACAACCAGGACCUGCUGGUUAUGGCAAACGCCCUGAAUUACACCAAACCAGAUAAUGGCACAAGGUGUUUGGUGGACAACAAGGUUCCUCUGAAGAUCAUGACCCCCGUGGUGAUCACCGUCUUCGUCCUCGCCCUUUACCUUCACGCCCAGCAGGUGGAGUCGACGGCCAGGCUGGACUUCCUCUGGAAGCUGCAGGCCACAGAGGAGAAGGAGGAGAUGGAGGAGCUGCAGGCCUACAACCGCCGCCUGCUCCACAACAUCCUGCCCAAAGACGUGGCCGCUCACUUCCUGCAGCGCGAGCGGCGCAACGACGAGCUCUACUACCAGUCCUGCGAGUGCGUUGCCGUCAUGUUCGCCUCCAUCAGCAACUUCUCCGAGUUCUACGUGGAGCUGGAGGCCAACAACGAAGGGGUGGAGUGUCUGCGGCUGCUCAAUGAGAUCAUCGCCGACUUUGAUGAGAUCAUCAGCGAGGAUCAGUUCCGUCAGCUGGAGAAGAUCAAGACCAUCGGCUCCACAUACAUGGCGGCUUCCGGCCUCAACGACUCCACGUACGACAAGGCCGGACGCUCGCACAUCCGCGCCAUGGCCGACUACGCCAUGCGGAUGAUGGACCAGAUGAAAUACAUCAACGAACACUCCUUCAACAACUUCAAAAUGAAAAUAGGUCUAAACAUUGGCCCGGUGGUUGCUGGGGUGAUAGGGGCCAGGAAGCCCCAGUACGACAUUUGGGGGAACACGGUAAACGUAGCGAGCCGCAUGGACAGCACAGGGGUCCCGGAGAGGAUCCAGGUGACGGCUGAUCUGUACCAGCUGCUGAACUCCUACAGCUACACACUGGAAUACCGAGGCGUCGUCACCGUCAAAGGCAAAGGAGAGAUGAUGACCUACUUUCUCACUGCCGGACCCCCUGGCAGUUAACCUUUACUGAGUGACAAUCAGACUCAUGGGAGGUUGAGCACCUUCUCUCGUAACGAGACGGCUUACAGACCUCUGAUAGCUUAGGGCAGAUUGAGGGUUCUCCCCUCACAGCAGUGGACGCUCCUUGAACCGGUCGGCACAUCGAACGGAAGGGAGGACUCGUCCUUUUUUUUUUUUUUCCCCACGAGGAGCUCACGGACGGCCAAGGGCACGUCUGCUUUUUGACCAAAGAAGUCCAAUCGGAGUGCAAAGACAGAUUCGUCCAGCUUGGCCUUGACAGACAACGAAAAGACAAAGAUCCUGGAGGAAACUUGGCCGGUCGAGUUCUCCAAGGGGGUUCUUGGACAAAACCUGCAGGGCGACCCGAGCUACGUCGCCUCCUCUCCUGCUCUCUGCCUUUUUUUUUUUUCUUGCUGAUUCUGAACACUUUGUACAUGUAAAACCCAGGAAGUUUUAUGUGUAUGUGGGUGACUUUAUGUACUGUUUGUAUGAUAUCUUGUUCCUGUUGCUGUGGUACAGAUGCAGAUCUGUCAAGUGCGGACACAAAGCCAGCAGCACUGCAGUCCUCGCUUGUUAGUGCGUCCAUCUCCCCGUCGAUCAGCACCGGACGACCUGCGCGCUACACAUAAGUAUUCACACCCCUUGCACCUCCUCACGUUUUGUCACUUUGGAAAAGACGAAAGUUUUUUUCUAAAUGGAUUUAUGUAAUAAACCAAUACAGAGAUGGGGAUGUAUGUGAAAUUGAACUAAAAGGAUAGAUUUAAGGAAAACGUUUUUGCAAAUAUCUGAAGAGUGUGGAGUGCCCACGUCAAUAUUUUGUACAACCGCCAGCUGCAAAGACUUGAUGAAUUUCUUGACCAGCUUUGCACAUAUAAACUCUAAAAUGUUUUGCCUCUUCCUUUUUCCAAAAUGACCCAAGCUCAUUUAGAUUUGAAUUAAGUUUUUCUGUAAUUAUUUCUAUCAUCAUAGAUUCUUUAUCAGUUUUAGCAUUAGCUUUGGGAUGCUACAUUUGUUGGAAGGAAACUUCAAGUCUUUUGAUGCUUCUAAAAGGCUUACCUUCUUCCAACCCCAUUUCUGCUGGAGAUGAACGUCCCCACAGUAUGAUGCUGCCACCGCCAUGUUUCUUGAUAGGGUGAGUGUUACACUAGAUAGCUUAACCGCCAAACAUUGCGUUUUACAUGUAGUUUAAAAUGUAACAGCAUCUUCAUCCACAUGUAUGUCCCUCAUGGGCCUCUGUACGGCUUGUUCUCUUGCCACUCUUUAUUUACAAGCAAGGGAACCAUUUUUCUUUUAGAAUAGAAACAAUUUAGCAAUUUCUAUUUGCGCUCCCAGUAAAAUCCCACCGACGUCUGAUGUUGUAAAGUGACAAAACGUGAAAAGCCAUACGGGUAUGAAUACUUUUUGUUUGGUACUGUAUGAGUUACUGCACACUGUUUGUCUUAUAGGCGAGGGGAUAUCACUCCUAUAGCAUAUGGAUUAUGUUUAAUAGAAAAGUCCAACACAGUGUUUAUAUGAAGCUUCCCGUUAGCCUCUCACAAAGCAUACGUAGGCACGCCUGCAACACGAGGAUGUCAGUAAAAAAAAAAAAAGAAAAAGCUUUUCUACUCCUAAAGAGGUUUUGUAUUUUGACGUCAAAACACCGACCCUACGAGAUAUUUUAAGAUUAUAUAUUUUCUACAUUCAUAUAAUAGAGCUAUGUAUAAACUACAGUGUGUCUCCACAUGUGCAUACUGCAGAAACCCUCACUGGUGUUGCCUGAUUCCCUCUGCCCUCCAGCUCUUUUCAACAAAUCGAGCAUACUUUAUGUAUUUUUUUAAUUUGCAGGAAGUCGACUGCUGGUUGAUUAGAAGUGGGCGAUGAUCUCCCCUUUAAUGUGUCUCAAUGUCACAGCAGAGAGAAAAACGCGGUCGGAACGACUCACUAGAUGGACCGAAAGGCGUCGACUGCGGUGCUCAGACGCCAUUUUGCACUCCGGUGCUUUCAGCUGUCCGCCCCUCCGCCUCGCGCAGCGCUCCACCUGCAGGCCCUGAUUGUUUGCUCGGUUAGGUGGUACGACACAAUGAAUGUCCAAUGUUCUCCAAUGAGGCCUUUCAUGCAGACUAGAGCAACUACCAGGAUGAUGCUCAGCCUGUUGACAGAGACAGAUUGAGCAUGUGGRAAAAUGUGCACUUUUUAAAAUCUGCUGUUUAUGUUUUUUGUUUGUUUUUCUCUCAUCAAAGCAGUUUUUCUUUCAGUAUUGCAUCAUUGCUCUGCAUUGCUUUCUCUCACAUACAUAACUUUCACCCAUCGCUUGGAUGAGUCGGACUAUAGUCAUGUAAAAUUCUUCAAACUUUCACCUGAAAAUAUGAAAAUGGCACUUAGAUGUGAAAAUCUUCAUCCUUUGAUGUUUUUAUUGCCGGUAAAGAUUAUGAAUGUCCAAAACUGGCUAAUAUUUGUCAAUAAAUACAAUGUAAGGGGGGAAAUUGAAUAAAAAGGAAAAAAAUCUGUAAUUUGUUAGCCGUAAUCUAUUGUCAACAAACCGACCCGGAGCUGAAGCUUCGGUCAGACUAGAUCUUUUCCCACACAAAAGCUGCAAUACCAAACUUUUAUUACUAUGUUCUGUUGUCAAUGCAUGUAAACUAAUGGUGAGAACUACACAUUUAAUUUAAUCAUGCAAAUAAUGAUCAGCUUCUGAAUUCUCCCUAAUGGAUUCAUAGUAAACAAAGACAUCAUGACAGUAAAAUAUUGGCUGCUUAUGGCCUUUUUACAGAACCUAAUUUUAACAAAUGUGCUACAUUUCGUUCCCAUUUUAAAAUUAAACAGGCUUGACAGUUUUUCCACUUUAAACAUUAACACUUUGUACAAACAUCCAUGAACUGUACCCUGGUAAUGUUUGAAAAAUAAUUACAUUUUAUCUCUUUAAGAGCCCUUCAGGAAGUUKUCAGUGUUUGUCAUGAGCAAUGCCAAAAGAAAAGGCAGUAACUAAUAAUAAUGCAGAGUUGAAUCCAGAGUGAACAUUUCAGAUUCCUCAUGUUUUACAUUUGGAAUAUAUAUAUAUAUAUAUUCACACAUAGGAAAUAUGAACAUACCAAGGCUUUUAAGAGUUAAAAAUUGCAAAACAUUUUCCGUCAUAACCUUUAGUUGAAUAUUCCUAGAACAUUCAACAGAAACUUAGUGGAAAUUAAAGAAGCAACACCCUUUAUACUGUCGAGGUAAAACAAACUGAACCAGCUAAAAUAAGUUUAUUACGGUCAAUUUUCUGUACAAUAAAAACUUAAAACUACUAAAAAAUUCAGAAGUAACCAUAUCAGGGUUUUUUUUKUGUGAAUGUAUCAAAUUCUAGACAUUAAGUGUAAUUACAUGUUAAAUCAUUUUUGCUUUACCAGGGACAAGUCAAUUUUAUAUUACGUAGUUAUAAUUUUUUUCAAUUAAAAUGUGUUUUGAAAAAAAGAGGAAAAUUGGAAACGUUUUUAACUUUAUUGGAGGUCAUCAUAGAUCCUAAGAGUCUCAUCCCAGCUAUUGCGUAAAUGUAUGCAACUGAUUUGGUUACUGGCAAUAAGAAAAAAAGUUUACUUUAUUCUACUUUACUGGUGGGAUAAAACAAGUAAAUCAAUAUUUUAAGCCUCUGGAAAAUUAAACUGCAAUAUCCUACCCAGGUGGUUAUUGUCUCUGUAACCUGUUGUACUGCUGCUGCAACACCUCUACACUGUUAAAUGCCGUUUUAUUUGACUUGCUGAAUGUUGUGCCAAUUUAAGCCCAUGUUUUUGUUUUUUUCAAUUUGUUUGAGCUUAAAUGCUUUACAGCUACUGAUUUCUCACAAUGACCUUGACAUGAAGCAUCUGUGACAAAAGUGGCUCCAGAGAGAAAACGAUGGGUUGUUUUGUUGUCUUGUUCCGACACCAUUUAUUUUAUUUUUUUUUACAGUAAAAUAAACUGCUGAGAUGUUUCACAGGUACAUAUCGGUCUUUUUCUUCCAUAUAUUUUGCUUGUUACUGAUAAACUCAGUCUUGUGUGUAAAAACUGGUGUGUUGGUAUACCAAAGUUUGAGAGAUGUACGUUUUCUUUGAAAAGUCUGUUAUGCAAAGUACCUAACUUCUACCACCAGAUGGCAGCAGAGCUCCAUCAUUUUGUUCAUGAUUAACGGCUGGAAAACAAGACAGACGAGCUGAUUAGCACUGUUGGUUCAUCCRUAACUGGAUUAAUAUCUAUAUUUACAUUAUAGUCAAAUCACUAAUUGCUUAAUUGAGUUUGGUACUUGGUCAACAUUAUUAAGCUGAUCAUGAAAUCCUCUUGUGUUGAGUAGAAAAUAGGUUUUGUAUUUUUAUCAGGAAGCACGGCAGUGUUUAUUUGGUGUUGAAUGAAGCGGAACAAAAUCCUCAGACAUAAUGACGUUGACCUUUUUUGGACAGGAAAUGUGCCCUAAUUUGGUGAAAUUUGCCACAAAAUGAUCACUCAUCACAUGAGGAAACAAUUCAUCUUAUUCAAGUUAGCAGCACAUCUAAAAAUCAAGAAAAAGCACGCGUUUUUCAAAAAAACUCAUAUGUAAUCUUACAUACGAGUCUGCUGGAGAAAAACAAACAGCAAUUACAACAAUUUCUUAUGUGUCAUGUKGAGUCUCUAAAUCUUGUAAGAUUACUACAAGAUUUUAGCAACAGGGAGCAACAAGCUAUAGAUKUAGCUUGUUGUUGCCCGUUAGGAAAUGUAAUUUGAAAGCAGCYAAUUAGCCACAAAACAACUAUAAGUACUGGCAGAGCAGAAACUUAAGAUAUGAACUCAGUCUUGAUGUCGACUCUAAAGUAAGAUACUCAAAAAGCUUYGAGAAAAAWAAACGCACCUUUUCCAGUUUCUCUAUAGCCUUGUUAAUUCUCAGGUAAAAAAUUAUCUGCAUCCAUCACUCCUAGCAUCCAUCACUGUAAUUAGUUAAGCUGAAGUAAGUCCUUGUAUGCGYUUUCCAUCAUAGCAAAUCGAUCUCUAUGAACAAUUACAUAAAAGGCAUUGAUAUUUACUUUCAGGUCUARAAUAAUUUUCCCAGCUUGUUUGGUGCAAGAGUGCAUUUCAUUUAUACAGCGCAGAUUCAUAACAUGUCCAGACAACAUGUGUUGAAAUCAAUCCAGUGGAAGACACUCAUACAGACAAGACUGAAAUUCAACAUACAUUUCAAACCAAUACCAGCUUUAACAGUGAYGUUAAUAAUGCCAACUGGUAACACGUUCAGCUGUCAGCAGCUUGUCAUGUACAUGGCGACAGUAGAAAGCACCAACUCCCUUUUAACAAGAAAAAGAAAAUCAGGAUCUGCUUGGGAAUCGCUGAGUGGACGACCCCAGCAGCCUCUUACACCAGAAAAUGUGUGUUUAUUUUUGGUUCCAUCGUUCAGUUUGAAAUACGAGCUCUGCCUGUGUUGAUGCGAAACACGGCUUGCACAAAGAAUAGGUUGUCAUGGAGACCAUGCCCAGGCUGGUGGACAGACAUUAAUUACUGCUGCCCAAAAUGUUGCACCGAUUUCUUAGAUUUGUGGUUUCCAAAUUUGUCGAUCAAUUAUGCAGCAGUAUGAGGGCAGCACAAACAGAAUCGAUAAUUGUUAUAACCCAUGAGUAAUUUAACCUUGAUUAGCAUAUAUAUAUAUAUAUAUUUUUAGCAUUACCACUGUCUUUUGUUUAGUUUGAUUUCUGAAACGCGACUCGUUAAUUUUCAGGUUUGCUCUUUGGGAACAACAGGUGUAAAAGGUGCUGCUGCCUCUUUCCAAAGCCGCUUGCUCUCUCAACAUAUGAAGGUAGACAGUCCAAUAUCGCUCCUAAAGCAGACAAGUGUAAUUUUUUUUCACGUUUACAUUUAUUAAUUAAAACGACAAAUUUAUUGUACAAGUUGCAUUCAAUGGUUUAUUUUGAAUUUUUUUUUCGCCCCUCCUUYCCUGGUGACGACAUCUUCAAACGCUCUUUCAUUUUCCAUCCACAAACAAAUCUGSUCGAUAAUUCCCCGAAUCUCAAUUCCCUGACAAAACCGCCCACGCAACAUGUUUACUGUAACUGCAAAGAUACAGGAUGUCGAGUCGGUGGCGCAAGACUCCGCUCUGCUCCCAGAACRCCCGAGCCGUGAAGUGCGAGAGCCGGCAUGAGGUCAUGUAGGUGUGGUCGCUGCUGGAAAAGCGGAGUAAAAGUCAGACUGCAGUAAUGGGUCGCAUGAGAACGACUCGUUAACUUCUGACGCCAGAUGUGCGUGGACUUAAAGCUGUUUGCUUUCCUUUCCAGCUUCCUCUGCACACAUCUUUGGUCACAAGAAGAAUGUAAAAGUUCAGAGAGCAAAGAAACCAACGCUGCCCAAAUAAAUGUUAAACGGUACAUAUAAGCUGCGUGAAAGCAGCGCAAAAGUCCAAGUAGCAGAAAAAAGAUGGCUGAACUAAAGAACUCAGUAGGAGGUAAAGAAAACAGUGAUGCAUCUUUGCUGUUGGCAACACGGAUGUGUUUAUUCACACAGUCAUUGUGACACUGGCAUACGCUCGAGGCGGUGUAGGCGAGGAAGGAUGCGACUGCUAACCGUCUGAGCCGACAGGAGCUUUAUGUUGUCACAAGAAGACAUUUACACACGUCUGAAUGAAAAAACAUGAACUUCAUAAAUGAUUACAUCUUGCACCAAAAGCAGUCAUUGAAUAAAUAAUGAGCUCUUGCAAAHGACAAUAACCACAAAAAAAGAAAUGACUGUUUUACCCCUGAUUAGUGAAUAAAUUAAAGUCUGAGUGACUCAAACAGAAAGGYAGCGUUGCAUAGUUUCACCUCAAGACCAGAAAUGGACAUUUCUACAGCUGAAAAAAAACCAGCACUGGGUUUAAAAGAAAGCAUAGAUGUGAGYAGGCAGAACAUGAACGAAAGGUUAAAAAAAAGAAAAAGAAA
Messenger RNA from Poecilia reticulata (guppy), 11622 nucleotides. It is a transcript of the gene adcy5, whose product is annotated as adenylate cyclase 5. NCBI's taxonomy places the organism in Eukaryota, Metazoa, Chordata, Actinopteri, Cyprinodontiformes, Poeciliidae. Gene Ontology annotation, molecular function: adenylate cyclase activity. Gene Ontology annotation, biological process: adenylate cyclase-activating G protein-coupled receptor signaling pathway; cAMP biosynthetic process; intracellular signal transduction. Gene Ontology annotation, cellular component: plasma membrane. The record is from RefSeq and is a predicted model, not a curated record.